Molecule: messenger RNA, 1277 nt
Organism: Dermacentor andersoni
Lineage: Eukaryota; Metazoa; Arthropoda; Arachnida; Ixodida; Ixodidae
Product: barrier-to-autointegration factor-like
Biological process (GO): chromosome organization
Cellular component (GO): condensed chromosome; nucleus
Molecular function (GO): DNA binding
Source: RefSeq, a predicted model, not a curated record
GCGAUCGGCGCAAAGGCGAGCACCGCAUUUGCUUCGGCACGCCGUCUGCGACCGUCUGCUAUCUCUGCUAGUUCGCGUCUGCAGCCGGCGUUGCGCUUCGACACACCUACUCCGUACGUCUUACCCGAGCGAAAGCGAGCCAUGUCUUCGACAUCACAGAAGCACCGCAACUUUGUCUCUGAGCCCAUGGGAGAAAAGGACGUGACGGAGCUUGCUGGUAUUGGCGACGUCCUCGGCAAGCGGCUGAAAGACAGAGCGUUUGAUAAAGCCUAUGUCGUCCUUGGGCAGUUCUUGGUGUUGAAGAAGAACCGGCAAAGCUUUGAGAGCUGGUUGAAAAGUGCCUGCAGUGCCAACAGCAAGCAAGCGGGAGAGUGCUACGAGUGCUUGCGCGACUGGUGCCGGGAGUUCCUGUGAAGUUUGACCCACACGGGCACCCACUGUAAAGCCCGGGAUAAAUGGAGCGAACUUUCACAGCGAACAUCGCCCGGCACAAAUAGACGCAGUGGGACGACGCCGACGGUUGGCUGGCAUCAUUUACAUAUUCGGCUAAAAGCAGACGGACGGCCACCGCGCAUAAAGUUUCUCAUCAUAUUACCUAUAGAGGGAAAUCUGGCGCUGCUGCGCUGUGGUAUGCAUGGGAAUGCCGGUAUAUUGUGACUUCGGAUUGGCAUCGUUCUCGGCGAGCCAGGACGCCUUGAAGACGCGCCUGGCAAGCCGUUCCGUACGUCACAAUGAUUCAUAUUCUACUAAAAUGGCACGUAAAAAGCUGUUUUAGCUUUAUCAUUAGACAAAAGCAUGUUUUGUUUAACUAUGAGAACUUGUUAUUGCCUGCACAAUUAUGUGAUACGUAAAAAGUAUCAGCGGGCCGCUAAAGUUGGAGGACAGACGACAGGAUUCGCGCUCGCUUUGAAACAGUUUGUCGUCUGUUCUUGCUUUUCUUCGCUUGGUCGUGCAUUGUAGGUGAGUAAAGAUGUAAUAUGCGUGAAUUGAAACAUUUUAUGAAAAUUUUACUUUAAGAACACGUUACUUGUGUAGCCAUAUCUACGUUCUAGACGAAGCCUCUUACAACACCAGCCAACACGAGCCUCGCAGACACAUAUAGCGUCAUUGCCAUGACGGCACGGUGCUCUUUAAGAAACUUCCAUAGACGGUGGCGUCAAAUUUCCCUCUAGGUGUUAGUGAGGAACUCUAUGCCACCGCACGCUCGCGGCGUAUUUGUCAGCGUUGCCAGACUCCUGGAAUGUUUUUUUGGAGUAAAAAAAAGACUAAAUAGCCUU